Sphenostylis stenocarpa is the source of this 339-nucleotide messenger RNA. The record is from the annotation of a GenBank genome assembly. Lineage: Eukaryota; Viridiplantae; Streptophyta; Magnoliopsida; Fabales; Fabaceae.
AUGGCGUCGUUCGAUGAAGCUCCUCCCGGAAACUCCAAGAAUGGCGAGAAGAUCUUCAGGACCAAGUGCGCUCAGUGCCACACCGUGGAUAAAGGUGCCGGUCACAAACAAGGACCCAAUCUGAAUGGUUUGUUUGGAAGGCAAUCUGGCACAACCGCUGGAUAUUCCUAUUCUGCUGCUAACAAAAACAUGGCUGUGAUUUGGGAGGAAAAAACCUUGUAUGAUUACUUGCUCAAUCCUAAAAAGUAUAUUCCAGGGACGAAGAUGGUAUUUCCUGGUCUUAAGAAACCUCAGGAUCGUGCAGAUCUUAUUGCAUAUCUUAAAGAAUCCACUGCAUAA